AUGGGGCGAACAGAUUUUGUAGCAACAUUAUUCUCACUUUCUUUCAGCGUUACGGUCGUGUUGUCCGGCUCAGCCUCGGCUCAACUCAAACCGAACUAUUACGCGAAUGUCUGCCCUGACGUCGAGAACAUUGUCCGACGAGUCGUAACCGCUAAGUUCCAACAGACUUUUGUUACUGUCCCGGCCGUAAUCCGCCUCUUUUUCCAUGAUUGUUUCGUCUCGGGUUGCGAUGCAUCGGUAAUAGUGGCGUCGACUCCCGGAAACACAGCCGAAAAGGAUCAUCCGGAUAACUUAUCGCUGGCCGGAGAUGGAUUCGACACGGUGAUCAAAGCUAAGUUAGCCGUUGAUGCGGUCCCCAGAUGCAAAAAUAAGGUCUCUUGUGCUGAUAUUCUUGCAUUGGAUACUAGGGAUGCCAUUGUCCUGUCUGGUGGGCCUACGUACACCGUGGAGUUGGGCCGACUGGAUGGGCUGAGUUCAACGGCCGCAAGUGUGAAUGGAAAUCUGCCUCAGCCAGGCUUCAAUUUGAAUCAGCUCAAUGCCAUGUUUGGUUCCAGGGGAUUGACUCAGGAGGACAUGAUUGCUCUCUCAGCCUGCCACACCGUAGGAUUCUCACACUGCAACAAAUUCUCGAACCGAAUAUACAAUUUCAGCCGUCAAAACCCGGUUGACCCGACCCUAAAUCCACAAUACGCGGCCCAAUUGCAGGGAAUGUGCCCGAUAAAUGUGGACCCUAGGAUCGCCGUCAGUAUGGACCCGACAAGUCCGAGGACGUUCGAUAAUGCCUACUUCCAGAAUCUUGUCCAGGGCAAGGGCCUCUUCACCUCGGAUCAAGUAUUGUUUACGGACACGAGGUCAAGAAACGCGGUUGCUACUUGGGCCUCGAACAGUGGGGCCUUUAAUGCUACUUUUAUCCAGGCCAUCACUAAAUUGGGCCGGGUUGGUGUCAAAACCGGGACGAACGGAAAUAUCCGGUUCGACUGUGGCAGAUUUAAUUAA
Messenger RNA from Striga hermonthica, 996 nucleotides. NCBI's taxonomy places the organism in Eukaryota, Viridiplantae, Streptophyta, Magnoliopsida, Lamiales, Orobanchaceae. The record is from the annotation of a GenBank genome assembly.